Molecule: messenger RNA, 1486 nt
Organism: Polyodon spathula (Mississippi paddlefish)
Lineage: Eukaryota; Metazoa; Chordata; Actinopteri; Acipenseriformes; Polyodontidae
Product: ras-related protein Rap-1b-like
Exons: 1
Coding region: 239-871 (210 amino acids)
Molecular function (GO): GTP binding; GTPase activity
Source: RefSeq, a predicted model, not a curated record
UCUGAAACGAGUUUAGGAUUGGGGCCAGUGAGACACUACUGAACCAUAAGUUUACGAGCUUUAUCGUUGCUCAUUUUAACCUGCAACGAAACGGCGUAAAGAUACCAUCAAAUACUCAGAAUUAAAAUACUUAGCUGCAUCUGAUCAGUACUGCUGCUGUACAUUGAGCAGCCUACUACUGUUUUGGAAGUUAACUGAAGUUUUUGCAGUAUCGAGAAAGGCAGAAAGAACUAUCGAUAUGUCUCUAGUCGUGAAAGAGAAGACAACAGUCCGCCUGGUUUUCUUUGGGGCCGCCGGUGUCGGGAAGACUGCGCUGAUACAGCGGUUCCUCCAGGACAAAUUCGACCCCAAGUACAAGCGGACAGUGGAAGAGCUACACAGCAUCGAGAACAUCAUCGACGGCGUGAAAAUAAAAAUCGAGAUCAUGGACACGAGCGGCAGCUACUCGUUCCCGGCGAUGAAGAAACUCUGCAUCCGCAACAGCGACGCUUUCGCCCUGGUCUACUCCAUCGAUGACCCGGAGUCUUUCGAGGAGGUCCGGAGGCUCAGGGACGAGGUCCUGGAGAUCAAAGAGGACAAAUGCACCCCGAUUGUGGUGGUGGGAAGCAAAGCGGACCAGGAGAACCAGAGGCAGGUCCUCGCCGAAGAUGUCAUGUCAACUGUGGAGCUAGACUGGAACGCCAGCUACGUGGAGGCUUCCGCCAAAGACAACUCAAAUGUAAUCGGCGUGUUCAAAGAGCUGCUUCAACAGGUAAACCUGCCCAGCAGACUAAGCCCGGCUCUCCGCAGAAGGAGGGAGACAUACCCUAAAGAGAACGCUAGAGUCAGAAGACCACACAUGAGUAAAACGAACAGUUGCAACAUCUCCUAAUCGAUCGAUUAUGAUAUGAUCAGACGAGUCGCUGCACUGAACUUGGGGUUUAUGCCUGUGAUCAGUUAGGGCUUUGGCAAGUUCUGAGCAUAGAUCCGAGGGUCAAUGAAAGAUUGCUUGUAAGGAUGUUAACAGGUGCGGUGUGUUAGUCUAAUGGUGGUAAUGACAAGAAUUGGGGUUUAUGUUUCUUCAUUUUGUAAAUCAAUAAGUGAAAUCAUAUACAGUAAUAUGCAUUUCCUUAUCAAGAAAUAUUAAACAAGCGCAGUUGGACAUUCUUUAUCAAGGCAGGAUCUGCAUCAGUGAAAAACAACUGUGUUUUAAUAAGUUGUACAAUAAAUAUAUUGAACUCCAAAUUGGAGUAUUUCAGUAACUCGUGUUUUGAUUGAGACUACCUGUUUAAAAAAAAAACGUUUGUAUAAAACUUUUUUUAUUAUUAUUAUUAUUUUGUAAUUAUGUGUUAUUGCCUCUGAAAAGUGCUUCAAAAGAACUCUUGAUGUAUGUUUGAGUUCCUUGUCAUCAUGAAUUUGGUAUUGAGAUUAAAUGCUGUGAAACCUGUGGCAGUUGACCAUCACAGCUUUAUUAUUAAGAACGUAUUUCUAAUGUGCAAUAAACAAA